Anolis sagrei ordinatus is the source of this 1110-nucleotide messenger RNA. RefSeq names its product SH2 domain-containing protein 1B-like. The record is from RefSeq and is a predicted model, not a curated record. Gene Ontology annotation, biological process: positive regulation of B cell differentiation; negative regulation of bone resorption; negative regulation of signal transduction. Lineage: Eukaryota; Metazoa; Chordata; Lepidosauria; Squamata; Anolidae. Gene Ontology annotation, cellular component: cytosol.
CUGACACAACACUUGAAACCCCAGCAGAAGGCUGUGUUGAUUUCAUCAUAAUUUGCUUCACAAUUCAGCUUCAUUGAGGACAGAACAGGUCCUCUUCUGACCUCAAUCUUAAGUCUUACUCUGGAAGCAACUUCCUAGGUAAAUGGAGCUACAGUAUUACCAUGGAAAUAUUACUAAAGAAAACUGUGAACAAUUGCUGAGCAAGAACAAAAACAAUGGCUGCUUUUUAAUACGAGACAGCGAGAGCAUCCCAGGAGCUUUGUGCCUUUGUGUUUUCUAUGAAUCGUUUGUCUACACAUACAGGAUCUUCAGGAAACACAAUGGACAUUUUAUGAUUCAGGCUUCUGAAGGUGCACCAAAACAGGACUUCAAAACUUUAAAGGACUUAAUAGCCACCUUUGAAAAACCAAAUCAAGGGCUAGUCAUCAAUCUGCGAUAUCCUGUAAAUAGAUCUACACCCAGCCAACAAACUCAAAAUCACUAUGAGUAUGAUGAUGACUAUGUGAAUAACGAACCCGGAGAUGACGAUUAUGUCCAUGUAUUGCCUGACUGAUUGAAGGACCUUCAUCUCAGGCCCCUUCUACACUGCCAUAUAAUCCAGAUUAUCAAAGCAAAUAGUCCACAUUAUUUGCUUUGAACUGGAUUGGAUGAGUCUACACUGCCAUAUAAUCCAGAUCAAAGCGGCUAAUCUGGAUUUGAUAUGGCAGUGUAGAAGGGGCCUCAGUUUGCUCCCAUUUUAUCAAGGAAAUCAACUGCAGUGGGUUACACUAAUACAGACUGCAGCUCAUUCAUGGAUGUUGGAAUCUGUCUUUGUUUCUCUCUGGAUAGUAUUCACAAACAUAAAAAUUUCUUACUUGUAAUUUUUGUAUAAUUGUAAUAAAAACCAAACCCUUCAAACAUUCAUCUCUCUACUCGUGGAGCUGAAAUCUAGACAUAACAUACUCAGAGGAGUGAGGAUCAUAUGGCCCUCCAGAGUUAGAUUAUAGCCUACAGCAUUCUUCACUGUUGCUUAUGCUGGCUAGUGUUGCCAUAUGGGCACUGAGGUACACAUAUUAUCCCAUAUAAAGUUUGAUACAGUAAUGACAUAAGCACAACACAGCAUCAGUUUCA